This is a messenger RNA of Hansenula anomala, 711 nucleotides long. It is a transcript of the gene PCL5, whose product is annotated as Pcl5p. Gene Ontology annotation, molecular function: protein kinase binding; cyclin-dependent protein serine/threonine kinase regulator activity. Gene Ontology annotation, biological process: regulation of cyclin-dependent protein serine/threonine kinase activity. Gene Ontology annotation, cellular component: nucleus; cyclin-dependent protein kinase holoenzyme complex. The transcript has a single exon. The coding region runs from base 1 to 711 and encodes 236 amino acids. The record is from RefSeq and is a predicted model, not a curated record. NCBI's taxonomy places the organism in Eukaryota, Fungi, Ascomycota, Saccharomycetes, Phaffomycetales, Wickerhamomycetaceae.
AUGCUCAAUUUAACCCCAGAAAAUGAUUCACAAGUGAAUCAUUAUCAACAUCAUCAAAAUGUUCAACUUAUUACACCACCAUCUUCUGCUAAGCAGUCAAAUAUAUCUUCAGAAAAAUCUCAUAAAGCUGAUAUCGUGAACAAAUAUAUUACUGAAGCUUCAGUUUUCAUCUUGUCAUUUUGGAAAAACCCACAACAAAAUUCAUUAUUCAACACUCAAACCAAUCUUAUAAAUCAAAAAGACUAUGAACGCUUUACAAGAGAAGUUUUGAAACGCUCAAGAUGUUCAUUAUUAGGUUUACAAGUUGCAAUGUAUUAUCUAUUCAAGUUACAGAAAAACAUUAAACAAAGAUUCAUUUCAAAUGAUAAAUCUUUGAUGUGUCCAAAGAGAACUUUUUUAAUUUGUCUUAUUCUUUCUUUCAAAUUUAAUUAUGAUUCAAAUUAUUCUUUCAAAUCUUGGUCAAAGAUUUCUGGCUUAUCAAUUGGUGAAAUUAAGACUUUAGAAUUUAACAUUCUACAAAGUUUAGAUUAUGAUUUGAAUUGUAAUGUUGAAACUUUUGAAAAAUGGAGUUUGUUACUAAAUCAAGCUUUAGAAAAAAUUGAAAAAUUAAUUGAUAAUAGAAAUAGUAAUACAACUUCAUUGAAAAGAACUUGUACAUCAAUUGAAGAAGAAAAUAACAACAUCAAAAGAGUUAAAAUUCAAACAGUUUAA